AAGGCUCUCGUCGUGCUCCUGCCUCAGCUCGGCGAGUUUGACAGCGCAGAGAUGUGCGAGCAGCUCGUGGCUGUGCGGCCGGACCUGCAGGAGGCGAGCAUUGACCUGUGUGUCGUCGGCAUCGGGGACGCCGCCGGAGCCGGCCGCUUCAGCGAGUUCACUGGCCUGCCGCUGGACGUGCUGCGCGUUGACCCGGACGCUGCGAUCCACGAGGCACUCGGAUUGCACGCCGGGCCAGAGUGGAGCGUGCCGGACGCAGUUCCGGACAGCGUGCUGACCGCGCUACUCGGCACGCUUCCCGGCGGCGUCCCUGCUGACGACGCCCAACUCCGCCCAGCCUUCACCGCCUGGCUGCGCUACCUGGCCAUGUGCGCCGGGAUCGGCGCGCCCGGAACGCUGCCAGAGAUCCUCCGCGGAUACCUCGGCGACCGCUCCGCGCCAGAGCGGCUUGCGCCCGACGCCGUCGUUACCGCGGGCCCGGUCGUCAUCGGGCCGGGCGUCGGCCCGGUCAAGCUCGGGCCAAUCUCGUACGCGAACGGCUGGGCGGAGGAGGAGGGCUACCAGAGGCCGGUCGAGCUCGCGACCGUCCGGUUGCGGAACAUGGUGGAGGUGCUCGGCAGGUGGAGCACCUACGUCGCCAACCCCACGAAGCUCGCGCAGCGCGGCGGCACCUUCCUCUUUGACGCCGACGGAGCCGCCCUGUACGAGUACAGGCACCGCGGCGUGCUCACGUACUCGUCGACGAUGUCGCGCCCGCUAACCUUCCUC
Emiliania huxleyi CCMP1516 is the source of this 768-nucleotide messenger RNA. RefSeq lists its product as hypothetical. NCBI's taxonomy places the organism in Eukaryota, Haptophyta, Isochrysidales, Noelaerhabdaceae. The record is from RefSeq and is a predicted model, not a curated record. The transcript has a single exon. The annotation marks the transcript as partial.